AUGCGCUACUGCAUCGUAGCCCUGAUCCUUCAGAGCGUCAGCGUUUCCGUAGCAGUCAUGGAGGCUUUUCAAACGCCGCAUAUCCCGGAGGACCAAAAAUCAUUCAAUUGUGACGGACGAAUUUAUAAUAGCCAUUCAUUUGGCCAAUAUAGAGAUAUGAAUGGAUACUUUCGCCAUUCGGCCGCAGCAGACGUUAAUCUGGUUCGUCGAGUUUCUGACGUGACCAGAGCAAAACAAACAGAUGUGAAAUAUAUGUACCACGACGAUUCAAGAAGAAUUGAUCAUCUACAUCUGCCUAUUUUUGAAUCUCAUCCAGUCGUAAUAACCCGAGAUACACUCAUUUAUGAUCAACAUUCGCGAGUAUGUGCCAUUAUAACCCAAAUUGGCCAACCAACAAACACUCCCCAUCGAGAGACUAGAACCGUCUACGACGUUUCAGAUACAUUCUGCCCAAUUCAGCAACCAAAUACUCACCUCUAA
This is a messenger RNA of Blumeria graminis f. sp. triticale, 480 nucleotides long. The record is from the annotation of a GenBank genome assembly. Lineage: Eukaryota; Fungi; Ascomycota; Leotiomycetes; Helotiales; Erysiphaceae.